AUGGCAAAGGAUGAUGACACCCCUCCUCCGCCAUCUCCGCCACCUCACACGUCGGAGUUUCACCCCGCCUUGGCAGUGAAUCACAUAGACUCUACUGUAUCACGGCCGACGGAUGUAUCGGACUCCUUGUGGAAGCGCCUCGAUGCAAUUGUCAAGCAGUGGAUAUAUGGCACGAUCUCCACCGACCUUCUCAACACGAUUUUAGCCCCAAAAUCGACUGCUCAACAACUAUGGGAUCGCAUUAAAGAAAUUUUUCAAGAUAACAAGAACACUAGGGUCGUCUAUCUUGAAAAUCAGUUCAACUCGCUUCAUCUAAGCACCUUCCCCACUGUCACGGCGUACUGUCAACAACUCAAGAGCCUUGCCGAUCAAUUAGUUAAUAUUGAUCAACCCGUGACGGAACAAAAGUUGGUAAUCCGACUAGUUUCCGGCAUAACUGGCACAGAUUUUGACAUAGUUGCUACUAUGAUACAGCAGACCGAUCCUCUUCCUUCGUUCAACACGGCUAGAUCGAGACUCCUUCUUGAGGAAUCUCGGCGAGCAAACGACCAUACCUCACCUCAAUCCUCCUUUGUCGCACAGCCGGAACAACAUACUAGUUCCGGGCAACAAUCGCAGCAGCAGCCCACGGCUGGCCGUGGAACAGGUGGCGCCAGCAGAGGGCACGGUGGCGGCAGCCAGGGACGAGGUAAAGGGAAAGGCCGCGGCACUCCGAGUCGAGGGUCCUCUUCUGGGCAGCAACAAAGCACGCCCCAACAACAGGGUCAACAAACCCAAAAUUGGCAGCAACAAGGUCAGCCCAAUUCUAAUGGCCAAACUUGGGCCCCUCCAUCUCAAUGGCCCAAUUGGCAUCAACCCCUUUGGCCUCAAGGGUGGGCUAUACCACCAGCUCCUUUUCCAACUGCUGGGCAGUUUCAACCAAGGCCCAUAUAUGGUCGUGGGUCACCUCAGCAGGCCUACACAGCAGGCCCGUCCACUUAUGGCCCCCCUAUGACUCCUACGGAGUUUGGCAGUGCGUAUUCCUCGAUGAAUUUCACAACACCGGACAACGGUUGA
Messenger RNA from Chenopodium quinoa (quinoa), 1056 nucleotides. RefSeq lists its product as uncharacterized. The record is from RefSeq and is a predicted model, not a curated record. NCBI's taxonomy places the organism in Eukaryota, Viridiplantae, Streptophyta, Magnoliopsida, Caryophyllales, Amaranthaceae. The transcript is spliced from 2 exons. The coding region runs from base 1 to 1056 and encodes 351 amino acids.